AUGACAGGGCAGGGUGUUGCUUCCGUGCUAGCCGUUGCAUUGUUCAUCGGUGCCUUCGCGUCCAUCCCUACAGCAGUGCGAUCCAUCGGCGUGUGCAACGGCAUGAAGGGGAACAACCUGCCGUCGCCGGCCGAAGUGGUGCAGCUCUACCAGUCCAACGGCAUCGCCGCGAUGCGCAUCUACUCCCCGGUCGUCGGCGCCGCAACCCUGCGUGCCCUCGCCGGCACCGGCAUCGACGUCGUCCUCGACGAGCCCGGCCUCGACCGACUCCUCACUCUCGACGCCGCGUCAGCCUGGGUUCAGGCCAACAUUACGCCGUACCGGGGCGUCAACAUCAAGUACAUCGCCGUCGGCAACGAGGUGUCCGUCAACACCACGAAAAUCCUCCCGGCCAUGGAGAACCUCCACAAGGCGCUGUCCACGGCCGGCUUUGACAAAAUCAAGGUGUCCACGGCCGUCAAAAUGGAUGUGCUCGGCACCUCCUCGCCGCCCUCCGGCGGCAAGUUCAGAGACCCCGCCGUCAUGGGCCCCAUCGCGAAGUUCUUGGCGAGCAACGGCUCGCCGCUGCUGGCCAACGUCUACCCCUACUUCGCCUACACCAGCAAUAUCGACCUCAACUUCGCGCUCUUCCAGCCAACCUCGGCGACGUUCCAGGACAGCGGACAUACUUACACCAACCUGUUCGACGCCAUGGUCGACGCCAUCUACGCGGCGCUGGACAAGGCCGGGGCGCCGGCGGUGCCCGUCGUCGUCUCCGAGAGCGGGUGGCCAUCGGCCGGCGGCGAGUUCGCGAGCGUAUCCAACGCGCAAAAGUACAACCAGGGACUGAUCGACCACGUCGGCAAGGGCACGCCCAGGAGGCCAGGCGCCGUCGAGGCGUACAUAUUCGCCAUGUUCAACGAGAACCAGAAGGAGGGGAAGGAGACGGAGAGGCACUUUGGGCUGUUCAACCCGGACAAGUCGCCGGCGUACACUAUUAAGUUCUGA
This is a messenger RNA of Oryza brachyantha (malo sina), 987 nucleotides long. Its product is annotated as glucan endo-1,3-beta-glucosidase GII-like. The coding region runs from base 1 to 987 and encodes 328 amino acids. NCBI's taxonomy places the organism in Eukaryota, Viridiplantae, Streptophyta, Magnoliopsida, Poales, Poaceae. The transcript has 2 exons. Gene Ontology annotation, cellular component: plasma membrane. Gene Ontology annotation, molecular function: hydrolase activity, hydrolyzing O-glycosyl compounds. Gene Ontology annotation, biological process: carbohydrate metabolic process. The record is from RefSeq and is a predicted model, not a curated record.